GUGUAAUGUGGCAUGAAGUAGAACCGGUGAUGCGGUAGGUACUGACAGUACUGUAUACGACAUUUCACCACCUUUUACUCAGUGCUUUUUAUUUUAGAACAAAUUAUUUACACUUCCACCUGCCUAUUGAUUCUUUCAUUUUUCUUUCAUUCUUGCUUGUCUUUUUGUCACUUGUCCUUUCUUUCUUUCUUUCUUUGUUUUUGUUUGUUUGUUUCUUUCUUCUUUGUCCUUUUUCUUUUUUUGUCCUUUCUUUCUUUUUCUUGUUGAUUUAUGCGCUCUCUCUCUCUCUCUCCCUCUCUCUCAGGGUGGUGGUGGUCAGUGUGCGGACAGUCAGACUGCAGCCUUCAGCAGCGCUCCCGUUUACAGUUCGGCUAAACCGGCACAGAAGCUGAAGAGCUGCAGCAGCACCGUGACUCUGAGCGAGCUGAGCGAAUACGACAAGGUCAUCAUCCCCAAAAAGACCCGCAACUCCAAGAAAGGCCAGGAAGCAGGUCAAACAAAAGCCAAAGGUCAGAAGCUUAAGUGCAGUUUCUGUGACGAGGUUACUCAGGAUAAAGAGAACACAUCCAGCGAGCAAGAGCACGGUCCGAGUAAAAGUCGAGCGUGAGAGAUCGGGGGGAAUGCGCCAGGGCUUCCACGUGGAGUCGGUGCAAUCGACGAUUUCAAAACACCGGUACGGAUCGUCCUUUAUUUUCUAUGACAUUUUGCUUAUGUGCCGUUUUAUUGUGGAGAUAACAGAGCGAUCUUCUGGUGCGACGACUCAGGCGCUCGUCUAACGCACACGUGCUCUACGUGUCCGAUUGCGGCGCUCCGAGAUAAAACUGUCCACUGGAUAUCGUGGCAGUUUAGUACCGAGUAUACAUCGUGAUCUCGUACGUACCGGUGUAAAACACGAACUCCUAGGAUACUUCGUUUUAAACCGCAGUACGUUUGUGUAGAGAUGACUUUUGGUAUCGCUUUUCCUCUCCCGAUACUGAUCCUGAAAGCUUGCGCGUCAGCAGAUUAUCGAUACCCGUUCCGGAUUUUUCUUCAUCACUACUGAGCUCUAAAAUGAUUAUUUAAAAAAGAAACCUUAAAUACUUCCGCUUCUGUCCCUCUCCACGGCUCGAUCACAGAUUUAACGUUUCCUGUGGGUUUUUUUCUUUCUCUUCUCCCCCUUUUUCAGACAUUUUAUUUGAUCAGUUUCUGCGCUUCUAGUUACUAAAUUUCAGCUCUGCACUAGUUUGUACAGAAAAAACAGCGCGUCGUCAUGUCUAGAAUAGCGGUUUUAAAUCCUCUUGUUUGUUUGUUUGCAGAUGAUGAUGACGUCUUCCUGUGUGGGAAGUGUAAGAAGCAGUUCAACUCCUUGCCGGCGUUCUUGACUCACAAAAGGGAGCAGUGCCAGCAGAACACGCCCUCGCUCGCCACCGUGUCACUGGCGUCCAGCAACACUUACACGCCUGUACCCUCGGUCAGCGCCGUGCCACAACCUCCGGCCAACAGACAGGUGUCGACGUACAUCACGGUGCCGCCGGCUCCUCUCACACACACCUUGGUGCAGGGGAACGUUCUGGUGAGCGACGAGGUUCUCAUGUCGGCCAUCUCGGCGUUCACGUCCAUGGACACCCCAGUCACGGCCAUGCAGGCUUCCUCUCAGAGUAAUUUGAGCCUGCCCAGUGCAGCAUCAUACCUGCAGCACCAACCACAGGCCUCUCAGCCCCUCCCACUGGCCCAGGCUCCACCCCUUUCUGCACAGGUUCCCACCAGUAUCAACAGCCCAAUAGUGCAGGUGUACAGCACACUGCCCCCGAUGGCUGGAGGAGGAAACGCAGAGGUCCACACACUCGGCCUCCAACAGUUCCAGUCUGUUCAGGGUGGUGGUGGUCAGUGUGCGGACAGUCAGACUGCAGCCUUCAGCAGCGCUCCCGUUUACAGUUCGGCUAAACCGGCACAGAAGCUGAAGAGCUGCAGCAGCACCGUGACUCUGAGCGAGCUGAGCGAAUACGACAAGGUCAUCAUCCCCAAAAAGACCCGCAACUCCAAGAAAGGCCAGGAAGCAGGUCAAACAAAAGCCAAAGGUCAGAAGCUUAAGUGCAGUUUCUGUGACGAGGUUACUCAGGAUAAAGAGAACACAUCCAGCGAGCAAGAGCACGGUCCGAGUAAAAGUCGAGCGUGAGAGAUCGGGGGGAAUGCGCCAGGGCUUCCACGUGGAGUCGGUGGAAUCGACGAUUUCAAAACACCGGUACGGAUCGUCCUUUAUUUUCUAUGACAUUUUGCUUAUGUGCCGUUUUAUUGUGGAGAUAACAGAGCGAUCUUCUGGUGCGACGACUCAGGCGCUCGUCUAACGCACACGUGCUCUACGUGUCCGAUUGCGGCGCUCCGAGAUAAAACUGUCCACUGGAUAUCGUGGCAGUUUAGUACCGAGUAUACAUCGUGAUCUCGUACGUACCGGUGUAAAACACGAACUCCUAGGAUACUUCGUUUUAAACCGCAGUACGUUUGUGUAGAGAUGACUUUUGGUAUCGCUUUUCCUCUCCCGAUACUGAUCCUGAAAGCUUGAGCGUCAGCAGAUUAUCGAUACCCGUUCCGGAUUUUUCUUCAUCACUACUGAGCUCUAAAAUGAUUAUUUAAAAAAGAAACCUUAAAUACAUGGCUAAAAACACAACUUGCACACAAUUGCAGCUUUUUU
This is a messenger RNA of Ictalurus furcatus (blue catfish), 2668 nucleotides long. RefSeq names its product zinc finger protein 341-like. The transcript is spliced from 6 exons. Bases 1250 to 2155 code for a protein of 301 amino acids. The record is from RefSeq and is a predicted model, not a curated record. NCBI's taxonomy places the organism in Eukaryota, Metazoa, Chordata, Actinopteri, Siluriformes, Ictaluridae.